This is a messenger RNA of Haliotis rufescens (red abalone), 1819 nucleotides long. RefSeq names its product MFS-type transporter clz9-like. The annotation marks the transcript as partial. The transcript has a single exon. Gene Ontology annotation, cellular component: nucleus. Gene Ontology annotation, molecular function: DNA binding. The record is from RefSeq and is a predicted model, not a curated record. NCBI's taxonomy places the organism in Eukaryota, Metazoa, Mollusca, Gastropoda, Lepetellida, Haliotidae.
AAACCUUUAUUUUUACAGGUUUUGACCAAUGGUGAACCAACCAGAAGAGGUCAAAUUAGGCAAUAUUUGUCUGCAGCUCUAGACAAGGCAUAUAAUGCUGUUUUAGAUGGAAUGGCAAUUAGGAAAGCUGCCACUACCUUUGCUGUUCCAUAUGCUACACUGCAUGACAGGAUUAGUGGGAAGGUUUCUAUUGAAUGUAGUACCACUGGUAGAGAACCACUAUUGUCCAUGGAAGAAGAACAGGGACUUGUUUCACAUAUUGAAGCCAUAGCAAAUUUUGGGUAUGGCUAUACAAGGGCUGAAGUUACUACUAUUGCCACAGACCUAGCAAUAUAUGUUGGAAAGAAGUCAAAGAAUGAACAACCCCUAUCGCUUCAGUGGUUCUAUGGGUUUAUGAAGCGAUGGCCUGAUCUGUCUGUGAAGAAGCCACGAACCCUUGAGAUACAGAGAGCAAAAGCUACCUCAGAGGAGACGAUCACUCAUUAUUUUAAUGAGCUUGGGCACAUCAUUGAUAAGUACAACCUGAAGACAUGCCCUCAUCGCAUUUAUAAUGUUGACGAAAAGGGACUUGUGGAGCAUCAUACCCCACCAUCAGUUGUUACAUCGAGUCAGAGUACUCCAGCUGCAGUCACAACAUCAAGAUCAAGUACUACAACUGUUAUAGGUUGCGGCAAUGCGGCUGGUAGUUCUAUACCACCGUAUUUUGUAUUCAAGGGCAAGAGGAUGCGGGAAGAACUCCUUUCAGGAAGUACCCCUGGAGCAGCAGGCACUGUAAGCGACUCUGGCUGGUCAAACACGGAGAUUUUUCAGCACUAUCUGACAGAGCAUUUCCUGAAGCAUGCUGUCGCCGCGUCUGCAGAUAGUCCACUUCUUAUUGUGUAUGAUGGUCACAGAUCACACGUAUCUAUUCCACUCAUCGAAUGGGCACGUCAACAUCACAUUAUUUUGUUUGUACUGCCUGCACACACUUCCCAUGUUUUACAGCCAUUGGAUGUUGGUUGCUUUGGACCUUUUGCUAAAAUUUACAACAAUCUCCGUCAUACGUAUAUGCGGGAAAAUGCCACAAGUUCAGUUGAUAAACAUUCUGUUUGUGAACUUGGUUGUAGAGCUUAUAACCUGUCGCUGACACCAACAAAUCUGCAAUCCUCUUUCAGGAAAUGUGGAGUCUAUCCCUUUGACAAGUCUACCACCGCCAAUAUCAACUUUGCGCCAUCAACAGUUUUUAAAUCGACUGAACCUUUGCUGCAUCCUGAUACUGGUGUUAUUGAUUCAUGUGUGCCAGUUGGAGACAAGGUUGUCACUUCACCUACUGAGGGCAAUGAUGUAGCAGGAUUCUUUAAAGACAAGACGACUGUACUUUUCAAGAAAGCUGUGCCUACUAAAAAGAGAAACGUUCUGAGCGCUGUUGUCGGGGGCAAGGCCAUCACCGAAGACGUCAUUCUGAAUAAAAUUAUUUCCCACCAGACUGUGAAAUCGGCACCCCAAAAAGGAAAGCAAGCACCUAAACCAAGUAAAUCUUUAAAUAAAACAACUACUGUCACUGCAACGAAUGCAAGUACUGGAACUUCACGGUCCAACGCGCAUCAGGACGAUAGUUUUGAUAGUGAUGUGACAAGUGAUGACGAACUCUGCUGCAAAUGUAGCAAAUUUGUACCUGAUGAGGUUCGAGCUAAUGUCUCACUGAUCAUUACAACCUGGGCACACUGUACCCACCCUACAUGUCAGCACUGGACACAUUUAUGUUUCUGCACGCCAGUUCGUGUUGUGCGUCGACAUUCUGAGUUUUGGUGCCCCUGUCACGAUUAGCCUGGAGAAUAAC